GUGCGCGGUGGGAAAAACUUACUGGUAGUGCUGGUAGAGACGUGGCGUACAGAGUUGGCACCAUAGAGACUCGGGCAGAAACUACCAUUGGCACCAGGAGGGGAAUGCAAGCUUUUCGUCAAUGAUGGAUCCCAGAACCUGUGGAGGAAACUGGCAAGUUCAUCCAAAUCCAUACAAUGGCAACCAGUGGCAUUUUAGUAAUGCUGCUGAGAAUUUCCCGCAAGCACAAAACAGGCCUGUGAGACAUUGCGAUUCAACUCAGGAUAAAGAGAAAAGCUGCGAUAAAACAAAUAUGUUCAUUAAGGAGAAGUGCAAGAGGCCGAACAAACAGAGUGCCCCAGAUUUAGAAAUGCUAAGGUCUGGUUCUUGCCUUUCCGGAUUAGUUAGCGAAGAUGUGGGUUUCGGUGCAGCCGGUGGCUUUACAACCAGCACGCCGGUGGAUGUAGCUACAGAUAGCUGUGAAUCUUGCACUGAACAGAAUGAUGGACAAGAGGCUGGAAAAAAGAGAAGGGCAACCGGGGAUGGUUCCUCCUGUCCAGAAAUUCCCGGUUUGGAGAGAAGCAGUAAAAAAAGAAAAGCUAUAGCUUCGGAACACAAUCAUAUUACAAAAAGAGAGCCGGAAGAGCCACGAACAGAAUCGACUUUUAACAGGACCAAGAAGAAGACAUUGAGAGCCACGCAUGUUCCUGAAAACGGCGACACCAAGCAAGACCCCUGUACCAGUAAACCGAUACGCAAGGUUAGGGGCUGGACAUUUUCAAAGGAGACUGCGGUCAGCACUUCGACGUCCCUAGGCCAAGAGCUUGGACGUAUAUUGGAGAAGGGUGGCAGGAACACAGGCGGAGGGAACUGUGACAGCGAUUCCAGCGUCGAGCUGGUGGAGAUUCAAAGUCAGCAGUUGGAAGUGGUGCUGAUAGACUCUGAUUCUGACGACAGACCACACAGCCCGUCGAAAAUGGGCAGAAGUACAGAGUCGGAUGACGACGUGAUUUUCAUCCGUGAGCUCGGCUCAAAUUACACAGCGGAACCCAAUGUGGGCAUUAAUCAAAGAAUAUCAAAGAAUUCCUGGUCGAAGAAUUCCUCCAGGGUAUCAUCAAAACCCAGAGGAGUCAAAGAGCCUACAGAAGGCAACUUUGAAGGACACAAUGCUUCUGUUAACGCCAUCCAGAUAUUCAGAGGCUUGCUUUAUACCUGCUCUGCGGACAAAACCGUCCGCGCUUAUAACCUUGUGAAUCGGCAGUGCAUGGGUGUCUUUAAAGGCCAUACAUCGGAAGUGAACUGUCUUCUGGUAACGCAGACUUACAGAAAGUCUGCGAUGCUCUUCACAGGUUCCAGUGACUGCACCAUCCGCUGCUACUCAGUCAAGACUCAGAAGUUUGUCAAGCAGAUUGACUUCAGUGAACAAGUCCUCUGUCUGCAUGUGCGAUGGAGUAUAGUUUAUGUGGGUCUUGCCAAUGGGACCGUGGUUACUGUUUCCCUUAAGAGCAAGAAGAAAAUUGAUGUAUUUGAGUGUCACUCUCCCUGGGCGGUUAGCUGCUUGGCAACAGUACAAGGGAAGGCUCGUCGCUUUCUGCUCGUGGGAUCCCGCGAUUCUACCAUUAGAGUUAGAGAUGCUCGGAAUGGUCUCCUGCUUCGAACACUUGAAGGACAUACAAAGAGCGUCCGCUGCAUGACGGUCGUCAAAGAUAUUGUGUUCAGCGGAUCCAGUGACCAGACGGUUCAUGCCCACAACAUCCAUACCGGGGAGUUGGUGCGCAUUUAUGAAGGGCACAAUCAUGCCGUGACGGCCAUCAAUAUCUUGGGGAAGGUCAUGGUGACGGCCUGCUUGGAUAAACUUGUUCGUGUCUAUGGGCUGCAGUCCCAUGUACAAUUAAAAGUAUACAGUGGACAUUCAGACAAGAUCAUGUGUUUGUCGAUUCACGAAAGCAUGAUCUACACCGGUUGUUACGAUGGCAGUGUGCAAGCUGUGCGCCUGAACCUGAUACAGAAUUACCCAGGAAACCGCCAUCUAACGGGGAGGAACAAAUAAA
Molecule: messenger RNA, 2030 nt
Organism: Spea bombifrons (plains spadefoot toad)
Lineage: Eukaryota; Metazoa; Chordata; Amphibia; Anura; Pelobatidae
Product: zinc finger protein 106-like
Exons: 13
Coding region: 122-2029 (635 amino acids)
Cellular component (GO): cytosol; membrane
Molecular function (GO): SH3 domain binding; RNA binding
Source: RefSeq, a predicted model, not a curated record